Molecule: messenger RNA, 554 nt
Organism: Gopherus flavomarginatus (Mexican gopher tortoise)
Lineage: Eukaryota; Metazoa; Chordata; Testudines; Testudinidae
Product: 40S ribosomal protein S15-like
Exons: 2
Coding region: 1-486 (161 amino acids)
Biological process (GO): ribosomal small subunit assembly; translation
Cellular component (GO): ribosome; cytosolic small ribosomal subunit
Molecular function (GO): RNA binding; structural constituent of ribosome
Source: RefSeq, a predicted model, not a curated record
AUGACUGAAAGCAGUGAAGCAAUUGAGAAGUUGGAGCUUUUUAGGCUGCAGGUUGUAGAAAAGGAGUGGGAGCACCAGAGACUACUGCAACUGAAAGAACUGGAGAUAAAGGAGAAGGACAGGAGUCUAACUGGCUACGAGCAGCUGAUGCAGCUGUACAGUGCUUGCCAGCACAGGCGUCUGAACUGCGGCCUGCAUCGUAAGCAGCAUUCCCUCUUGAACCGCCUUCGCAAGACCAAGAAGGAGGCCCCUCCCAUGGAGAAGCCAGAGGUGGUCAAAACUCACCUGCGCGACAUGAUCAUCCUCCCUGAGAUGGCGGGCAGCAUGAUCGGCAUAUACAACGGCAAAACCUUCAACCAGGUGGAAAUCAAGCCCGAGAUGAUUGGCCACUGCCUGGGCGAGUUUUCCAUCACCUACAAGCCAGUGAAACACGGCAGACCUGGUAUCGGUGCCACCCACUCAUCUAGGUUUAUUCCUCUGAAGUAAAUCAUGCUUUGGGAAAAUGUUUUCUAUAUGUAAAUAAAGAAAAUGCUCCUGCCUGGGGAAAAAAAAAA